GAUUUGGGAGCUCCUGCUCGCGCGCAGGGAAGUGAGUGUGCAGUGCAGGGACCUAGCUCUGGAGCGAGAGAGAGAGAGAAUUACAGCCCAGCGGAGCUAAACUUCCCCCGAACUGCUGCUGAACUUCAGGACGUUUGGAGCCGCGGGCAUGAGCGGAUCUGCGGGUGUAAGAAGCUGAGAUCAGCCCGCUGUGCUGAGACCGCGCUGCCGCUCUCUUUCUCUCCUGCCUGCGCUGCUGUUUCAUUGCUGCACGGAGCGGAGGAGCUGAGGAACAGGGGAAAGCAGAAGUUCGCACUCGCCCGGGGGCUCAGCUCUGCGCUGCGCUGCAAGAAUGUCGCAGAAAGAAAGACCCAAGUUUUAUCGGCAGGAGGUGAACAAGACGAUAUGGGAGGUGCCAUUGCGCUAUCAGAACCUGUCUCCUGUGGGCUCUGGAGCUUACGGAUCCGUGUGCUCGGCCGUUGAUGAGAAGAUGGGUUUGAAAGUCGCUGUGAAGAAGCUCUCAAGGCCGUUCCAGUCCAUCAUCCACGCAAAAAGGACAUACAGAGAGUUACGACUGCUCAAGCACAUGAAACAUGAAAACGUGAUAGGCCUGCUGGAUGCUUUCACACCUGCCACCAGUCUGGAAGGGUUCAAUGAUGUGUACUUGGUGACUCAUCUGAUGGGUGCAGAUCUCAAUAACAUAGUGAAGUGUCAGAAGCUCACAGAUGACCAUGUGCAGUUCCUUAUCUACCAGAUCAUUCGAGGACUUAAGUACAUCCAUUCAGCAGACAUCAUUCACAGAGACCUGAAGCCUGGAAAUUUAGCAGUGAAUGAAGAUUGUGAACUUAAGAUCCUUGACUUUGGUCUUGCACGGCAUACAGAUGAUGAGAUGACGGGAUAUGUGGCCACCAGGUGGUACCGCGCUCCAGAGAUCAUGCUGAACUGGAUGCACUACAACAUGACAGUGGACAUUUGGUCUGUUGGCUGCAUUAUGGCUGAGCUGCUGACGGGGAGGGCGCUAUUUCCUGGCACUGACCAUAUAAACCAGCUACAGCAGAUAAUGAGGCUGACAGGAACCCCUCCUUCCUCUCUAAUAAGCAGGAUGCCUAGCCAUGAGGCCAGGAAUUACAUUCAUUCCCUUCCAAAUAUGCCUAAAAGGAAUUUUGCUGAUGUAUUUAUUGGGGCCAAUCCUCAAGCUGUGGACCUUCUAGAAAAAAUGCUGGUUUUGGAUACAGACAAGAGGAUAACUGCGGCCGAGGCGUUGGCCCACCCCUACUUUGCCCAGUACCAUGAUCCAGAUGAUGAACCGGAGGCAGAUCCCUAUGACCAGAGCUUUGAGAGUCGAGAGCUGGACAUUGAAGAGUGGAAACGUUUGACGUAUGAAGAGGUGAUUAACUUCGAGCCGCCGAUCUUUGAUGGAGAUGAAAUGGAAUCGUGAGACCUGUGUAGGACUGGAGCCCAACUUCAGCCCAGUCCAGCCUGUCUGCAUUUUACAAUUAACACUGUGUUUCUUUCUUUUUUCGUUCUUUUUUAAAAACCGUUCGCUAACCAGACAGUAUAAUUUUAUGAUUUCUUCUUUUUUUUUUAAAGUGCCUGCCACUUUACGUUUUGUCUUGCUCUUUUGUAUAUAUUUAAAAUACACACAGAGUCAUAUAGUCUUUUGCAAAAGUGUGAGCACCCUUGGUAAAAAUACACAUAAUUCUUGAUUUUCUAAGUGAAGAGUGCACAUUCUCACAUGACUGCACAUUUUAAUACACAAUGACUGUUUACUUGCUGAAUUUAAAAUAUUUAGAAAAAUAUAAAUAUGCAAAAUGAAUGAAAGCAUUGGCACAUUUGAGUAUUAUUAUUUUUUUCCAGUAUGUGACAUUCAACCAAUACAUAGCAACUGGGCUCAAAAGGGUAAAAAGGGAGACAUUUUAACGAGAGAUGUUUUAUAUUAGGAGCAAUGAAUAGAGUUUAUUAGUAUUUGUUUUAGUCCAUAGUCCUGUUUCCAUUCACUCCCCACAAAAACCACACACAAAAACACAUGGCAAAAAAGAUUUGCUGCUAAUCAUAAACUACCAGCCCAGUAGUCUCAAGAUUCAGUUAUUAAGGAUUGGACAGGUGUCUAAACUGAUUAGGUUUGGGCAAAGUAUUUGAUUUUAUUUGUAAAAAGAUUGUGGCAUUUCAUCCGGAAGAAUACCAAACCAUCUUUAGUAUAAAACUUUUUAAUAAUACAUAAUGUUUCCGGCACUGAAUAAAUUACCAAAAUGUUUAUUUGCCGAUUCAUCAUUUGUAUGGGGAAAACAGGCUUUUCUCCUUUCUUUUUAGUAGCAUAUACAGCUCUGGAAAAAAAAAACUCUUAAUGAUUUUACCAAAUUGAAAACCUCUGGAAUAUAAUCAAGAGGAAGAUGGAUGAUCACAAACUAUCCAACCAAGCUGAACUGCUUGAAUUUUUGCACCAGGAGUGGCAAAAAGUUACCCAAAAGCAGUGUGUAAGACUGGUGGAGGAGGACAUGCCAAGAUGCAUGAAAACUGUGAUUAAAAACCAGGGUAAUUCCAGCAAAUAUGGAUUUCUGAACUCUUAGAGGCUCUGUAUAUUCUUUGUUCUUUCAGUUUGCUAUAAAUAGCAAAAUCAGAGAAACUGAUUUAGCAACAGAAGUGACCUCUUAUUUUUUUCCAGAGCUGUAUAUGUACAUAUCACACUAAAACAACAACAAAAAAUAAUUGAUAUACAAAAGCUAGUCAGGUUACACAAAUCAAACCUUUACACACAUUAUGGAUAUGACAGUCAUGCCAGUUAUUUUUAAUAGGAAAAAAUUUGAACACCACCCACUAUUUGGUUAAAUGUCCCUGUUGGUAGGAUAUCUGACCACUAUCCUUGGCAAAACUGGUAGAGUCCAGUUUAUUUUGUUUCCUGGCACAGACCCAACUCUUAAGCACAACCCCUAAGUUUUCAGUAGGGUUGAGAUCUGGAUGUUAGGAAGGGGAUUCCAAAAGAUUAAUGUUAGCCUACUUUCUUCGUUCCACAAUCAUCUUUAAUGUACUUUUGGGACUGUUUAAACACCCACUUCUGUUCAAGUUGAGCUCUGGGGUUCCCUGCAGACCCUCAGAAACCAGAAAGGGCUUUUCAAUCAGAUGAUUAGCUGGAUCAGACCCACAUGGACUCUGCAGUUGUUUAGAAAUAAAAAUUAUUAGUAUUUUCGGCUAUGUCAUACCUUAAUUCUGCACCAGAAUAGUAACUGUUUGUUUAAAAGAAAGAAGUUCAUUAUAUGGGUCAUGAUGUUCAUAUCCAAGAUAAGGGUGAGUUCCAACCACAGUUGUACAUGUGUGACACAUGCAGCUUUUGUCUGUGUUUAUUUGAGUUGAGAAUUGGGUCAUUUUUGACCAGAACAGAGACGGUUAGAAGUAUAUUUUUAGCGUCACAUUUAGAUGUUUUGCUAGAUGAUGCUCAGAGAAAAUCAAAUUGGAGAAAUUUAACCCUACAUGUUUCUGAGCCCAAAUAGUAACGUUAGAAUAAACCUUAAAUAAAACAUGCAAUACUCCACGGUAAUACUUCAAAAGUUAUGAAUGUGUUUUUCCCUGUUUGUUUGUUUUUUCUUUUCUUGGGCAUCAAUUAGGCCACGUGUAAAUACAUUCAUACAUAUGCAUGGAUACCAGUUCUAGCCUUGUAAUGCAUUCAUUACAACAUUUUUAUUUUCCUAUUUUAUGUUUCAUUCAUCACAAAAAAAAAGCUGUGUGACUGUAAGAGUGAGUGAGCCAGUAAGAGAGAAUUUGAGCACAUGAUGUGAAUAGGACUGUUUUUUGAUCUGACAAUAGAGAUAUUAAAUGAAUGUCAAUAUCGUACCAGUGUGAAAUAUUUAUAUACUGCUGAGGAGGGGUGUGAACUGGCGUGGCUGCUUCUGUCGUCUGCUUUAUUUCCUGUAUCACACUGUAGAGAAUAUAAUCAAAUACACAUUGUUUAUUAAAGAAAAUAAAGGCAGAUAUUUUUCAAAUGA
Molecule: messenger RNA, 3956 nt
Organism: Astyanax mexicanus (Mexican tetra)
Lineage: Eukaryota; Metazoa; Chordata; Actinopteri; Characiformes; Acestrorhamphidae
Gene: mapk14a
Product: mitogen-activated protein kinase 14a
Exons: 12
Coding region: 332-1417 (361 amino acids)
Biological process (GO): protein phosphorylation; intracellular signal transduction
Cellular component (GO): nucleus; cytoplasm
Molecular function (GO): ATP binding; MAP kinase activity
Source: RefSeq, a predicted model, not a curated record